UACUUCUGCAACUGUCGCAGAUUUUACACCGAGAGUUCUCACUUUACCAUGAAAGGAGGCUAACAUACAUGAUGGGGCUAUGAAGGAAAACACGUUUUGAGGAGGUGAAAACGAAAAGUGCGCGCAGAAGGUCCGACAGUGUCAUCGGCGAUUUUUUUAAAUAUAUUUUUUCAUCAUCACAAAUAUCAUCCGAGUUCUCCAGGGGCAUGAAAAACUAAACCUUCUGUCUAUCAUUGGCAUCGCAGGAAGUUCAAUGUUUGUUGAGCACCGUAGUGGUGCUUGGAACACAGGUGAUGGCUGAGCACAGCAGUAGCCGUGCUUGGAGGGUCCAGCCUCUAGCCUCUCUCAGUGACAGGAUGAUUAUGACCGAGAGCACAACGGUUCUCUUGAAUCUGAGCUUCCCCGUAGAGUGGAAUCAGUCUGACUCUAGACCGGAGACACCUGACAAGGAGAAGAACUGGCCUGCUCUGCUCAUCUUAGUGGUCAUCUUCUUCACUGUGGCGGGCAACAUCCUGCUCAUCCUAGCUGUGUCUCUAGAGAGGAAGCUGCAGAAUGCCACCAGCUUCUUCCUGCGCUCCCUGGCUGUGGCAGACAUGCUCGUGGGUUUUCUCGUCAUGCCGGUCUCACUGAUCAACAUCCUCUAUGACUACGUGUGGCCAUUCCCCAGACCCCUCUGUCCCGUCUGGAUCUACCUAGACGUGCUGUUCUCCACAGCAUCCAUCAUGCACCUGUGUGCUAUCUCACUGGACCGCUAUGUGGGCAUCUGUAACCCAAUCCAACACAGCCGCUCCAACACCCUCUUCAAGGCCAAGGCUAAGAUCGCCCUCGUCUGGACCAUCUCCAUAGUGAUCUCCACUCCCAUCGCUGUGAUUGGCCUGUAUGAUGAGGGGAAGGUGUUUGUCAACGGGACCUGUGUACUGAACGAGCACAGCUUCGUCCUGGUGGGCUCUUUUGUAGCCUUCUUUGUCCCUCUGGUCAUCAUGGUGGUCAGCUACUAUUUGACUGUGCGUGUGCUGCAGCACCAAGCUUCUGAUUUCCUGCAUGGAGGCCAGGGUUCGAUCAACCAGUCGGUCUUACUCAGGAUCACCCCAAGGUCCCCUGCAGGGGACGGUCUCCGCCUCCUCAAACAGGACCCUGCCCCUGAGGCCUUGCCAGCUGUUGGUUCCUCCGAUGUUUCCGUCUCUCAAGCCUCCCUUCAACCCAUCUCUCCAGCAGGGAGACUGGAGCCAGGGGGAGCUGGUGGGAGACCUGGCAUGGCUCAAUCAAUAAAAAAUGAGAGGAGAGCUUCCAUGGUCCUGGGUGUGGUGUUUUUCCUCUUCCUGAUUAUGUGGUGUCCAUUCUUCAUCACCAACGUGCUGAGUGUGUUGUGUGAGGACUCGAUAAUAAGCUUGUGCAAUAAGCCUGUGUUGGCAGUGCUCCUAAAGGUCUUUGUUUGGGUGGGAUAUGUCUCCUCUGGUGUCAACCCACUGGUCUACACUCUAUUCAACAGGACCUACAGACAGGCCUUCCACCGCUACCUACAGUGUAUCUACCAUAGCACGCCAGCCAACCCUACCGUUCCUGGUUAUACCGUCACACCUAUUCUCUGCAGUAAAGAUGCCAACGACUGUAGCUGUAACAGCCACAAUGGGCAUAAAGGGGACAUGAAAGGAAGAAUGGGGUUGGAGAGAGAGGGUACAGGGUCUGGGAUGUUGGCCAGCGUCUGUCCCACCCCCACUGAGGAUGUCAGCUGUGUCUGAACUGGCUGGCCUCCUGUCUUUCCCCUCCAGGCUCUCUCUACAUACAAAACAUUGUUGUGACACAGCCAUAGGGCGGCGCACAAUUGGCCCAGCGUCGUCCGGGUUUGGCCGG
This is a messenger RNA of Coregonus clupeaformis (lake whitefish), 1851 nucleotides long. RefSeq names its product 5-hydroxytryptamine receptor 2C. Gene Ontology annotation, biological process: G protein-coupled receptor signaling pathway, coupled to cyclic nucleotide second messenger; chemical synaptic transmission. Gene Ontology annotation, molecular function: G protein-coupled serotonin receptor activity; neurotransmitter receptor activity. Lineage: Eukaryota; Metazoa; Chordata; Actinopteri; Salmoniformes; Salmonidae. The transcript is spliced from 4 exons. Gene Ontology annotation, cellular component: dendrite; membrane. The record is from RefSeq and is a predicted model, not a curated record. The coding region runs from base 294 to 1739 and encodes 481 amino acids.